Molecule: messenger RNA, 5569 nt
Organism: Polyodon spathula (Mississippi paddlefish)
Lineage: Eukaryota; Metazoa; Chordata; Actinopteri; Acipenseriformes; Polyodontidae
Product: leucine-rich repeat-containing protein 7-like
Exons: 27
Coding region: 639-5183 (1514 amino acids)
Biological process (GO): neurotransmitter receptor transport postsynaptic membrane to endosome; neurotransmitter receptor transport, endosome to postsynaptic membrane
Cellular component (GO): postsynaptic density; adherens junction; postsynaptic membrane
Molecular function (GO): protein binding
Source: RefSeq, a predicted model, not a curated record
GCCAUUCCAAUGCAAAGGAUAAAACUGCUAGUACUAUCUGUAGGAAGCUUCAAGCAUCCUACAGGCAUUUCAGCAUUGCUGAGACUAAGAAUAUGCACCUGCUCAUUGUAUUAUACUGUGAGCUGUGGUUUAUUGUGAACUACACAAUCUAGCUGAGUUGUUCUAUGUGAAACCUGUACACAGAACAGGUUUACUACAGAGGCUACCAAUUCCAACAUUCACUCCACUGCAGUUUUGAUGGAUUUUUUUUUUCUGCUGGAAGACAGGUUUCUCUUGGACACAAGACACCGAGAGCUAUGGACUAUGAAUCACAGUGCUCUUAAGAUUCAAAGUUACAAAAAUAAAUGAAUACAUAAAUAGAUUUAGAAACUGUCUUAAAAUCUUUCUCAGAACAUUUUUUUUUUUUGGUUCAUUUUUUUAAAUGACCAUAAUUGUUUUGGGUAUUCAGAAUGCUUGUUUGUCCCCUGCUUUGUGAUCUGGUCUGUGAUUUUUCUAUUUAGCACUCUUGAAAGGUGGGCUACACCAUGGCUUAGUAUUCCCUGAUUUAUUUCUUUUUUUACCACUCAAUAGACUCCAGCGAUCAACUGUUUGGUUUGGAAUUACAAUUACUUCUGAUUAUUUCACAUGAGCGAACACUAAUGGACAAUUACUCAACCCUUCAGUUGCAGUGUCUGGAGAUGACAACCAAGAGGAAGCUCAUUGGCCGCCUGGUGCCCUGCCGAUGCUUCCGGGGUGAGGAAGAGGUCAUCUCAGUGCUGGAUUACUCCCACUGCAGCCUCCAACAGGUGCCAAAGGAGAUCUUCAGUUUCGAGCGCACGCUAGAGGAACUUUAUCUAGAUGCUAAUCAGAUUGAAGAGCUACCCAAGCAAUUAUUUAACUGUCAAGCACUGCGCAAACUGAGCAUGCCCGACAAUGAUCUUUCCAGUCUGCCAGCCACCAUCGCCAGCCUUGUAAACCUUAAGGAGCUAGACAUCAGCAAAAACGGUAUUCAAGAUUUUCCAGAUAACAUUAAAUGCUGUAAAUGUUUAACAAUUAUUGAAGCCAGUGUCAAUCCAAUUGCCAAACUCCCAGAUGGCUUCACACAGCUGUUAAACUUAAUGCAGCUCUACUUAAAUGAUGCAUUUCUGGAAUAUCUUCCUGCCAACUUCGGGAGGCUUACCAAAUUACGCAUCUUGGAACUACGGGAAAAUCACCUGAAAACUUUACCAAAGUCAAUGCACAAACUGACACAGCUGGAGCGUUUAGACCUGGGCAAUAAUGAAUUCACUGAAAUGCCGGAAGUCCUGGAGCAAAUACAAAACCUGAAGGAGCUGUGGAUGGAUAACAAUGGAUUGCAGACACUACCAGGGUCUAUAGGGAAGUUAAAGCAGUUGACGUAUUUGGACAUGUCCAAGAACAGGGUAGAAACCAUUGACAGUGAGAUUUCUGGUUGCGAGGCUCUAGAGGACCUCCUCCUGUCAUCCAAUAUGUUGCAGCAGCUGCCAGACUCUAUAGGAAUGUUAAAAAAGCUGACAACUCUAAAAGUGGAUGACAACCAGCUGACCGUUCUGCCUAACACAAUAGGAAGUGGACGCGCCAAAUUAGGUUUAUCGCUUUUAGAAGAGUUUGAUUGUAGCUGUAACGAGCUUGAGUCCCUUCCUCCCACCAUUGGAUAUCUCCAUAAUCUCCGGACGUUAGCUGCUGAUGAAAACUUUCUGUCUGAGUUGCCAAGAGAGAUUGGAAGCUGUAAAAAUGUGACUGUCAUGUCUCUGCGCUCCAAUAAACUUGAGUUUCUGCCUGAGGAGAUUGGACAGAUGCAGAAGUUGAGGGUUUUAAAUUUGAGCGACAACAGGUUGAGAAACUUGCCGUUCAGUUUUACAAAGCUGAAGGAACUUGCAGCACUUUGGCUUUCAGAUAAUCAGUCCAAGGCACUUAUUCCCCUACAAAGCGAGGCUCAUCCAGAAACAAAGCUGAGGGUGCUUACCAACUACAUGUUUCCACAGCAACCACGCAACGAAGAAGAUUACCAGUCAGACAACGACAGUUUCAACCCAACCCUAUGGGAGGAGCAGCGACAGCAGCGCAUGACUGUGGCCUUUGACUUUGAAGACAAGAAGGAAGAGGAGAACUCUGGGAAAGUUAAGGUUGAAAUAAACCUGAAGCGCUAUCCCACACCCUACCCUGAGGACCUGAAGAACAUGGUGAAGUCAGUGCAGAAUCUGGUGGGAAAGACUAGCCACGCUCUAACCGGAGAUAAGCGCGAUUCCAGCACCAACAUGGAGCUCCAAGUCAAGGACAAAUACGAACACAAGUGGCCCAUCUCAACAAAGGAGGUAACAAGCGAGGUUACAGAGCGAGAAACCAAAGACUUCCAGAAGACACAGAUGACUGAAUCAAGUACCAGCCAUAAUUCUGCCAUGGAAAUCCCAAAGCGAAAGGAGAAGGAUGAGCUAACUGAGAGCUCAGAGAUUGCUUUACAUCGAGUCGUCCCCAAGCAGCAACAGCCAGAGACACUCUCCCUUACAGCUUCCUGUUUCUGCCUCAUAGAUUCCUUAGGAGGCUCCCCAAAUGACAUUCGAAUUUCGGAUAUGCGACCUACCUUAGUUGAACCUCCUUUGUACAAGCCAAAAGUCGUCUUGAUGGGUAAAGAAAAGAAAGAAUCGACAGACGAGUCAGACGCAGAUAAAAUGCACUGUCCAAAUAACAGCGGUUCCUCUGCCACUUACUCAGACUACUCCCCUUCCCAGGGGUCCUCAGGCUCCUCGAACCCCCCGGGGAAUGUGGGAGCACUGCAGACCGGUUCCAAGGACGGGGUGGUGCCCACCCAUUGGACAAACAGGCUAGCUCAAUCUUUCCCCCAGCCCAUCGAGACAAAGCCAUUGAUCAGCCAGAGAGAAUCUGCCCCAGCAGGAAUCCCACAGCAGCGCAAUGAGAGGCACCCACUUACCGAUACCUUCGACAACUGGAACGACAGCUCCCAUUAUGACAACACUGGCUUCGUUGCAGAGGAAACCACCAUGGAAAAUUCAGGCACCACCCCGAUGCUAGGCUCCACUUCCAGAAGCGCUUCCAGCCAUGGACGCAGGCCUCUAAUAAGGCAGGAUAGGAUAGUGGGUGUCCCUCUAGAGCUGGAGCAGUCACCACACACGUUCCACAAUGUCCGAAACACACCCGAAACUGAAGUGCCUGCUCCUAAUCCUUGGCAGAACUGGACAAGAACCCCCAGCCCCUUUGAAGACAGGACUGCGUUUCCUUCCAAGCUGGAAAGUACUCCAGCAAGCAGCCCAGCCCCUGACAAGAAGGACUUUGAGCAAGAGAUGGGUGAGCUACCUGGGACCUUCCCGUCUACUGGGGCAUGGGGCUUCUUGGAAUCCCGAGAUUCGGGAGCUAGCCGGAGCCAUUCGAACAUAUUCCACUGCAGGCAAGACCCCGUUAAAGGUGCUAUUGUCAUCAGUAAAAGCACAGAGAGGUUGUCUCCCAUGAUGAAGGAAGUGAAGGCCAAGUUCAAAAAAUCCCAGAGCAUUGAUGAGAUUGAUAUCGGAUCAUAUAAGGUGUACAGCAUCCCGCUUGAUAACUACGGCUCCAGUAUGGAAAACCAAGGCAGCUUGGAUAAGCCCGAAACCCAGCCAUCGCAGGAACAAAGCAUGUCGCGCAGUCAGUCAGUCCCCAUGCUGGAUGAAGAUUUGGAAGGGUACGCCAGCGGCAAGGGGUCCCAGCAGCAGAAGCCUCCCAUCCCUAAAAAAGUUUACCACUUCGAUCAAAGCUUCAACCCUAAAGGGGCAGUGGAUGUGAAGUCUGAGAGGAGGCUACCUACCUCCUUUAACACCAACCCUGAGUAUAUGAGCCAACAGGGUAAGAACAUCCCCAAGGAGGUGCUGAGUCCAAGGGGAUAUAGGGGGUAUACACCUAUGGAGCACAUGUUCUCAUUUUCCCAGCCUUCAGUCAAUGAGGACUCUAUCAGCCAGCAGUUUCCCAGCCAGAGGUCCCGGCCUGGAUUCCUCCGGAGAUCAGACUCCCUGGUCAGCUCCACGGAGAUGGCUCUCUUCAGAAGGGUAACAGAAGCCCAAGAGCUGCCACUCAACGACCGGUAUAACAGGACGCAUUAUAAAGGCAUGUUGGAGCACCAGAACAGCAUGUCCACCAUGACAGAAUCCCAGUUCCACAAAAGGAAUGGUAGGUAUGAGGAUGAAUACUUGUCGUAUCAGGAGACAAAAAAGCCCAUCACAGGUUUUCCUGUGAAAAACCUAACCCAGCGGCGGCCAUUGUCAGCCCGGAGCUACAGCACGGAGAGCUACGGGGCUUCCCAAGCAAGACCGGUGUCUGCAAGGCCUACUAUGGCUGCACUCUUAGAAAAAGUCCCUUCCGAUUACAAUCUCAGCACCUGUACGGAAAAGACCUCCGACAACGAGAUGAAGAUGCGUACUGCACAGAUGAAAGGGGAUGACAGCUCUUCAAAAAUGCCAGUGGACUGGAGGCAACAGCUGCUUAGACAUAUAGAGGCUAAAAGAUUAGACCGGACUCCAUCUCAGCAGAGCAACGUCUUGGAUAAUGGACAGGAAGACAUGUCUCCAACCAGCCAGUGGGCUCCAUAUUCACUGGGCCGGAGGGACGUACCACCGGAGAACGUCAUAAAAAAACUCCCUGACUCUUUGCCCAAUGGGUUAAAUUACCCACAGGCAGGUAGCCACUCUCACCAAGUUCAGACGAUGAUGUUGUCCUCCACGCAGAACCCCCAGCACCGAUCCGCCCGAGACCAACAGUACGAAGGUGCCAUCAAUAAAAUCUCCAUCCAGCAGUAUCAGUCACCGCUGCCCAUCCCCAUCUCCAUCUCCUCCACGCAAAGCCUUUCCAGCCCGCGGGGGGCUCAAAGUGGACGCUGCCUGAUACAGACGAAGGGGCAGAAGAGUAUGGAUGGGUAUCAGGACCAGUUUUGUGUUCGAAUCGAGAAGAAUCCUGGCCUUGGUUUCAGCAUCUCAGGAGGAAUUAGCGGACAGGGUAACCCAUUUAAGCCUUCAGAUAUGGGUAUCUUUGUUACUAGGGUACAGCCUGACGGAGCGGCCUGCAAUGUCUUACAACCUGGGGAUAAGAUUCUAAAGGCGAAUGGACAUAGUUUUUCACACCUGGAACAUGAAGAGGCUGUGUCUUUGCUGAAGAGUUUCCCGAAAACAGUGGACCUGGUAAUCUUGAGGGAGAAUCCAUCUUAAAUAUUUUUAUACUACGCUGGUAACCCAAUCGGAAAGGACAUACAAAAAUAUAUAGAUACUGAUUUAUAUCUAGGAAUAGUCACAUUUGCCAAUUGCUGGACCAAUGGCAAAUAUUAGUGCCAAAUGUAUAAUAGGUUACAUAUCUUAUAGUAUUAUUAUCAUGAAUAUUAAGAAGAAAAGAGUUGUCUGUUUAAAAUGUGUUGUUGUAAUUGCAAUUCAGUUAUAUCUUUCAGCCAGAGGCUGUAGAUUGGUGCCAAUAUGUAUUUUCUUUUCUUUUUUUAUGCAUUUAUUUUUUAUUUAUUGAUUUCCAUUAGUAGGUUUUUCUUUGAAGAUAUUGAGAGCACUAAAGCAUACAAGCUCUUUAGGAAUUACAUUUGCCAUUAACA